GAAGCGGGGCGGACCGAGAAAAGCGGAGCUGAGGGAGCUCUGAGAGCCGCGGCCGCCGCCACUGCCGCGGCAGGGGCGUGGAGGGCAGGGGCGGCCCAAGCCGAAGUUGCAAACAUGGCUCAAAGCAGAGACGGUGGAAACCCCUUCGCCGAGUCUGGCGAGCUUGACAACCCCUUUCAGGACCCAGCUGUGAUCCAGCAUCGACCCAGCACGCACUAUGCUACUCUUGACGUCUACAACCCUUUUGAGACCCGGGAGCCACCACCAAGCUAUGAGCCUCCUGCCCCUGUUCCGAUAGCUCCGCCCUCAGCUCCACCCUUGCAGUCCUCAAGAAAACUCAGCCCCACAGAACCCAAGAACUAUGGCUCCUACAGCACCCAGGCUUCAACUGCAGCAGCCACAGCUGAGCUGCUAAAGAAACAGGAGGAGCUCAACCGAAAGGCAGAGGAGUUGGACCGAAGGGAGCGAGAACUGCAGCAUGCUGCCCUGGGCGGCACAGCUGCUCGACAGAACAAUUGGCCCCCUCUACCUUCUUUUUGCCCAGUUCAGCCCUGCUUUUUCCAGGACAUCUCCAUGGAGAUCCCCCAAGAAUUUCAGAAGACAGUAUCCACCAUGUACUACCUCUGGAUGUGCAGCACUCUGGCUCUUCUCUUGAAUUUUCUUGCCUGCCUCGCCAGCUUCUGUGUGGAGACCAGCAAUGGCUCAGGCUUUGGGCUCUCUAUCCUCUGGAUCCUCCUCUUCACUCCCUGCUCCUUCGUCUGCUGGUAUCGCCCCAUGUACAAAGCUUUCAGGAGUGACAGUUCAUUCAAUUUCUUCGUUUUCUUCUUCAUUUUCUUCGUCCAGGAUGUUCUGUUUGUCCUGCAGGCCAUUGGCAUCCCAGGUUGGGGGUUCAGUGGCUGGAUCUCUGCCCUGGUGGUGCUGAAGGUCAACACAGCCGUAGCUGUGCUCAUGCUGCUGGUUGCUCUGUUCUUCACUGGCAUCGCUGUGCUGGGAAUUGUCAUGCUGAAGCGGAUCCACUCUUUGUAUCGCCGCACAGGUGCCAGCUUUCAGAAGGCCCAGCAAGAGUUUGCAGCUGGUGUCUUCUCCAACCCUGCGGUGCGAACCGCAGCUGCCAAUGCAGCCGCUGGGGCUGCAGAAAAUGCCUUCCGGGCCCCAUGACCCCUAACUGGGAUGCCCUGGCCCCGCCACUUGAGGGAGGCGACUAGCCCCCAUCCCUGAGGUCUCUGGGACUUUGAGACAUCACUGUUUGAUGUCUCCACUCUAGUACCCCCAAUCAUACAGCCAUGACUGCUGAACCUGACUUAAGGGUGUGGGGAGCCCAGUGUGACCCAGUCACUGCUUCCCUCCCACCCUUCGAUCAGGCCACACUGCUGCCACAACCACACACCCCGACCCGCUUCCCUCUGCUGUGCCAAGGCUGUUGCUUCGGUUAUUUAAAUAAAAAGAAAGUGGAACUGGAACACAAA
Molecule: messenger RNA, 1466 nt
Organism: Odocoileus virginianus texanus
Lineage: Eukaryota; Metazoa; Chordata; Mammalia; Artiodactyla; Cervidae
Gene: SCAMP3
Product: secretory carrier membrane protein 3
Biological process (GO): protein transport
Cellular component (GO): recycling endosome membrane; trans-Golgi network membrane
Source: RefSeq, a predicted model, not a curated record